Molecule: messenger RNA, 697 nt
Organism: Alnus glutinosa
Lineage: Eukaryota; Viridiplantae; Streptophyta; Magnoliopsida; Fagales; Betulaceae
Product: non-specific lipid-transfer protein 3-like
Exons: 2
Coding region: 84-551 (155 amino acids)
Biological process (GO): lipid transport
Cellular component (GO): membrane
Molecular function (GO): lipid binding
Source: RefSeq, a predicted model, not a curated record
ACAGUUGCAUGCCAAGAGAGAGAGAGAGAGAGGGAGAGAGACAUUGAAGAAGAAAAGGCAUCGCAGCAGCAGCUAUAAAUUGGAUGGUUCCUGAUUCACAAGUAUCAUCAUCAUUCAAUUCACAAGAAUAUCGAUCAGCCAUGAGUCGAGUAGGUGUCUUAGCCGUUGUCUUAUUAUUUUCAGGGUUAGCAGCCGUGAAUGCAUGUAAUAAUGCAAAGAACGUCGACAAUGCAACUUCUUGCACUGAAGUUGCCAAAGAUCUUGCCCCCUGCCUCACUUUCAUACAAGGUAAACAGAACAAGCCAUCUCAGAAGUGUUGCGACGGUGCUAAGCUGUUGAAUAACGCCGCCGAAACCCAACCAGAUCGACAAGAUAUAUGCGAGUGCAUUAAGACAGCUCUGUCGGCUGCUGGAAAUGUUAAUACAUCUCGCAUACCUCUCAUUGUCAAGGAUUGUAAGCUGUCCGUCAAACUCCCUCCUAUUGGCCCCAAAACCGACUGCUCCAAGGUAAGUUGGGAACUCAUCACCAUGGAGGGUGAUCUUAUUUAUUAAUUAUGCAGGGCGCCAAUAAAUAGGAGAUAUUAACACGUACACGUACGUUGACUCCUAUCAAGAGUUAAAUUGCUUGAGUUCAUAAAUCCCUGUGAUCUAUUGAUUAGUCAUAAUGCAAAAUAAUACAUACCCUGAUGGUAUUUAUC